UAUUUUUGGUUCCAUAAUCUCGAUCUAAGCUAUGUGAUGAUUGCUUUUCUAUCAAAUCUUCGGAUAACUUAAAAGGUAUCAGGCGCUCGAUCCACAUCUCAGGCGCCGUUUGUGCUGAUCGUUACGUGUGUAUUCAUUUGGCAUUAAGGUAAUUUUGUUCUCUUGAACGGCUAUCAAAGCUUUGAAAUUUCAGCAUGCAAUCGAUCAAUACACAUUGGGUGUGAUCGCGAAGCUCUCUCUCUCUCUCUAACCCUAAAUUUCACGAUCUAAUUCAAUAAAAUGGGAUCGACGUUCUUCUCUCGAACCAUACGUCGAACGACGACCACCGCCACGGCCACGGCCUAUCAGCUUCCUGACGAUCAGAUCGCCGAAUUCAAGCAUGCUUUCAGCCUUUUGGACAAGGACGGCGACGGUUCCAUCACUACCAAAGAGCUCGGCACCGUGAUGCGCUCACUCGGUCAGAAGCCAACUGAAGAAGAGCUCGAGGUGAUGAUUAAAGAGGUCGACGUAGAUGGAAACGGUAGGAUUGAUUUCCAAGAGUUCGUUAACCUAAUGGCCCGGAAGAUGCAGGACACUCUCACAGAGGACCAGCUCAAGGAAGCGUUUCGGGUUUUCGAUAAGGACCAGAAUGGCUUCAUUUCUGCCGAUGAGCUCCGUCAUGUUAUGACGAGCCUCGGCGAGACGCUGACGGAUGAGCAGGUUAAUCAGAUGGUUCGUGAAGCUGAUAUGGACGGUGAUGGACAAAUCAACUAUAAGGAGUUUGUGAAGGUCAUGAUGGCCAAGAAAGUACAUAGCCGGAGCCUCGAGCAUUGUAGCAGUGGUUCUAGUAAGGGUCACAAGCCUAAGAAACUCCGUUGUAGAGAGCGUGUACGCCAAUGUUUCUACCUCUAGCGUAGUACGUACCAAUUGUAUUGAUGACAAGGAAUGUCAUUGUUAAUUUAUACAACAGUGUUCUGAAAUUAUUUAUGUUCAAGUUGAUAAAGAAUGGGCUCAGUUGAUCAUGAUCUUUCUCUAUGGCAUAUAUGCUACAUGAUAUAUUCUGAGCUAUGUGAUGGCUUCUGGAUUCUUCAGACACAAGGUACUGGCAGACAAUGCAACAAGGUACGUACCUGGUCGGAACUCAGCCACGUCUGGGGUGUGUGCGCUGAUUGAUGUGCUAUUAUUCGGUAUUCGGUGUGUUUUCUUUGAUUCCAUAACGUAUUUCCUGGUUCUUUCUGAUUUGUGUUCAUUAAAUGAUUUAAAUCUGUUUUGUGUAUGAUAGUGUUACGUUUGGAUAUGUAUUUGACUUAAAUAAUGUUGUUAUGGUGACAAUAAAUGUUGUUGUAUUGUAUUCUUGGGGAUCAAAAAAGUUUCAGUAUGAUCACGAAUG
Molecule: messenger RNA, 1369 nt
Organism: Rosa rugosa (rugosa rose)
Lineage: Eukaryota; Viridiplantae; Streptophyta; Magnoliopsida; Rosales; Rosaceae
Product: calmodulin-1-like
Exons: 1
Coding region: 280-891 (203 amino acids)
Molecular function (GO): calcium ion binding; enzyme regulator activity
Source: RefSeq, a predicted model, not a curated record